AUGUGUUUACAAAACUUUCUUCAAAGAUUCUGGUGCGAAGCGAAAGAACCAACGGAUCACAGUUUUGAAGCGCUCGAUUAUCACAAGCGGAAUUGCAUAAGAAAUGUUAAUACAGCAAUAUUUUCAGAAACUUCUCAAUAUUACAUGAUUAAUUUCAAAAACUUCAGCGUUAAAAUGGCUCGAAAUGUUUGA
This is a messenger RNA of Clunio marinus, 192 nucleotides long. The record is from the annotation of a GenBank genome assembly. Lineage: Eukaryota; Metazoa; Arthropoda; Insecta; Diptera; Chironomidae.